AUGAAACGGAGAGCCGCAACCGCUGGAUCAUCAGCGCUUUCUCGUGCAGCAGCACAGCCUCGUCCGCAGAUGUCCAGCACGAAGCGCCGCGCGAUCAUUGGCGCGGCCGCCGCGGCCGUCGUCAUCUUCACGGCGCUCCGGCUGCCGGAGACUCGGCACGACGUGUAUUGGGACAAUCACCGCGCACGGACCCGGAACCACACGAUCGCCGGCCUGGGCCCCGCGGAGGAGGGCACCUGGCGCGGGAGCUUCCAUUUCGUGCAGCUCGCGGACCCGCAACUCGGCAUGCUGCAUCGCGACGCGUCGUGGCGGGAGGAGCUCGCCAUGCUCGCGCUGGCCGUCGAGCAUGUAAACCGACUCAAGCCACGCUUCGUGGUCGUCUCGGGCGACCUCAUCAACGGCUUCCCGGGGAAGCCAGCGGUCCCCGACCAAGUGGAGGCGUUCGAGCGCGCACUCGCGCGCCUCGAACCAUCCAUACCGCUCGUCCUGGAGCCGGGGAACCACGACCUGGGACAGAAGCCGACGGAAGCUGCGGUCCGCGAGUACCAGAAACGCUUCGGCGACGACUACCUGCGGUUCUGGGUCGGCGGCGUGCUGUUUGUGAGUUUGAACUCGCAGCUCAUCAAGGCCGCCGUCGCGGCGCGGAGCGCGGCACACGCGUCCUGGGCCGCGGAGGCCUUUGGGACGCGUGCGGAACGAGUGGUUGUCCUCUCGCACAUCUGCCCCUAUGUCGGUGCGCCGGACGAGGCCGAGGGGUGGGCCAACUGGCCGCUGCCCGCGCGGCGGGCAGUCCUGGCGCACGCCACGCGGGCCGGGGCCCGGCUCUGGCUUUGCGGCCACCUCCACGGCAACGCGGUCGCGCGCCACGGGCGGCUCGAGAUCGUCACGAGCUCUGCGGUCGGGUCCAUGGUCAACUGGACUCUGACGCCGGCGGAGAUAGCUGUCAUGUCCAAACCAGAUUUCCGCACGACCGUCGGCCGUCCAUCCGUCGUCGCCGGGCCGGAAAGCUCGGGGCUGCGCGUCGUCCGCGUGGACGAAGGCGGCUUCCGCCACCGCUGGUACCCCCUCGCGGACGUGCCGGUCCGCCUCGACGACUGUAAGAUGUAG
Messenger RNA from Pelagomonas calceolata, 1107 nucleotides. NCBI's taxonomy places the organism in Eukaryota, Pelagophyceae, Pelagomonadales, Pelagomonadaceae. The record is from the annotation of a GenBank genome assembly.